CAUCAGGGCACUGAUGAUCAGUGUAGCCCCUGCAGUGCCACCUGUCAGUGCUCAUCAGUGCCUCGUGCCAGUGCCACAUCAAUGUCACAUAUCAGUGCCUACCAGUGCACAUCAAUGCCACAUAUCAGUGCCCAUCUGAGCUGCCUUUCAGUGUCACCCAUUAGUGCCAGUCAGAGCCACCUAUCAAUGCCAAUCAGUGCCACCUAUCAGUGCGCAUCAGUGCCAUGCCUACCAGUGCACAUUAAUGCCACAUAUCAGUGCCCAUCUGAGCUGCCUUUCAGUGUCACCCAUCAGUGCCACCUAUCAAUGUCUAUCAGUGCUGCCAGUCAGUGCCGCCUAACAGUGCCAGUCAGUGCCACCUAUCAGUGCCAUAUAUCAGUGCUGCCUUUCAGUGCCCAUCAGUGAUGCCUGUCAAUGCACAUCAGUGCCACCUACCAGUGCCUCCUCAUCAGUG
Messenger RNA from Staurois parvus, 454 nucleotides. Lineage: Eukaryota; Metazoa; Chordata; Amphibia; Anura; Ranidae. The record is from the annotation of a GenBank genome assembly.